GGCGGGGCGGCCCCUGGGCGGCCGCACGGAGCGGAGCGGCCCGGCCCGCAGCGGCGCACAGCCCGGCGCCCCGCCGGCCCCAGCGGUUCCGCACCCUCCGCCGACUCAGCGCGAAGCGGCAACGAGCAACGUUUCCCCCCCCCCCCCGCCCGCCCCGCCCCAGCCCCACCGCCACCGCGCCCGGCGGGCACCUGCCCUGCGCCGCGCCAGCGCCGGGAGCUCGCCUGCGAAGGAGUCCAGACGCCUAGCAGGCAAGAUCCUCCGUGCUGUCGAUGGCGCUGCCCUCUGCGAUGUGCCUUGCACGGCGGAGUAGACCGCGGCGGGGCUUGCGCUGGCUGAGCGUGCUGCUUGUUACACAGCCGCUCCAAGACCCAGAGGAAGAGCUCUCAGGAUGCCAGAGCCAGCGAAGUCCACCUCUGCGCCCAAAAAGGGCUCCAAGAAAGCCGUGACGAAGACUCAGAAGAAGGGUGAUAAGAAGCGACACAAGAGCAGGAAAGAGAGCUAUUCCAUCUACGUCUACAAGGUGCUGAAGCAGGUCCACCCCGACACCGGCAUCUCCUCCAAGGCCAUGGGCAUCAUGAACUCCUUUGUCAACGACAUCUUUGAGCGCAUCGCUGGAGAAGCCUCCCGCCUGGCCCAUUACAACAAGCGCUCCACCAUCACCUCCCGGGAGAUUCAGACGGCCGUGCGCCUGCUGCUCCCGGGAGAGCUGGCCAAGCACGCCGUCUCAGAGGGCACCAAGGCCGUCACCAAGUACACGAGCUCCAAGUAGCCGGACGUCACCUCUCCAAUGGGACCAUCCAGCAUCGGACCCUCCGCGCAAGCACAGGUAGGCAGCCACGGUCUGGAUAAACAUCACAGCUAUUAUCCACAGCAAUUUACAGCCUUGGGAUGGGCAUGAGAAGCUGCCUGGUGGAAAAGGAGAUGGUGAUCUGGAUGUCGGCUGGUUUUCAUAGUCUGUUCAGGAUGUGCAGCGGGUUUGGCAAGGCUGGUGGAGAAGGCCCCUGCUUUCACAUCUCAUCCAAAGGACUGACCGACUGUAGUAUAUCCAAACUCUCCUCUGUGCUUGGCAAACAUGCAUGUUUGGCGCUGGCGGGAGACUGACAGCGGCAACACAGAGACACCGUCUCUGAGGUCUUCCUGUUUGUCUGCUUUCUCACAGUCAUCCAAGACAGGCACUGAGGAGUCAAGCGCUGGUACCCUCUCCCUCAUAGCCCAGAUCUGUCCCGGUGUACAGUGGCACAGCCCACCCUGUGCUGGCAGAAGUGGCAUCAACAGCUACCAAGCAUGGGCUGUAGAGUAAAAUCCAUAUUGAUUCAACAGCUAUCUGUGCUUGACAGCCUGUUUUAAAGAGCAAGCCUGGCAGGCAAGCAGAUGCCCAUGAUGAUACCAAGCACCAUUCCUCCUCACCACUCCCAAUGGAUGAGCCAUCGAACAGGCUGAAGGUGCCGGCGCUGGAGCUGCCCACUGCCUCCCACCUUGUACCAAGGCAGACGGACAGACAAGGCGGGAUGUUGGGGCUGCGCCGCUGCCUUCCCUGGUUGCUGCUUUGACUGCUUUAGGACUUGCUUCGUUGCGCAAGACAUUGCUAAUUCUGCUGCUUUUCAGAGACUUUUCCUGUCUCAAUGCUGCCCGGGCAUUCCCUUCCACCAUAAGCGUGGGCAAGAUGGGGUGGUGCCUAUGGGGGUUCCCUCUCCUGGAAGCGCUAGGGUGGUGCAGGACAAACAGGACAGAGGUGUUGGGAGAGGACUGAGGAUUUGAGAAGGCACCUGGAAUGAGAGCAGAGGUGGUUAAUGCAGACUAGGGGACAGGCACGCUCCCCACAUACAUCACUGUGGGCAGCUCACCUGGCCCUGCUUUCCCUGCUUUAUUCACUCGUUAGAAAGCAAAAGCAAAAACUGGGGCUGGUUGGAUAUAGAGACACUCACCUGCACUCCGGUGAUAUUUUAAAGGUUAAUUAAAUUUAAACUAUUUCAGAUACUCCCCACGUCUUCUCAAAGUCCACAGUAAGGUAAGCAAUAAUAAAAUCCUGAUAAAAGCCAUAGAGAUUAGUAGAGGAACGUCUUGGUUACAGGUUUAUCUUGCCCAAACUGCUGGAUAGCAGAAGAGCAUGUGUAGAACUGGUGUGAAGCUGAAGCUUCCUACUCAAAACACAAAAUUAGCUAACAUUUUUUUUUUUUUUAAAUCAAAAUCUCUGGUAGGCAGUAGCGCUCAGAUAAAAAAUAUUCAUGUGUAAAAUAACAACUGCUUUCUGCAGCUUAUUCUGUAAAUAAAAAGGACGGCAAAGACACAGGAUCCAAAACUAAGUGCAGGUUAUCCCCAAGCUCCAAGAUCUUGCUUUUAAUUGAAAGGUAAAUUCAUACCUCAAAAUUGCAGCCUUGCAGUACAUCUCUCACUUUCCCCUAUGUUUAUCUCUAUCCUAUUUCUUUACACAUGGAGAUUGAUGGGGACCCUUGACAAAUUUAUGUUGCUUUUGGAGCUGCAGGACUCUUGUCUUGUUUUUAUAAGUGUUGCAGUUAUUUUCUAGUUGAUCUGAGGGAAGGACUGCAUAGACCUGCUCAGCCAAGAGCACCUUCGAAACCCGACAGCAGCGUGGGGUCUCGUGGUCUCUGUGCAAGAGCAAAGGUCAAGUUGCUUAUGGGCUGCUCCCAUCCCCUGCUUCGGGUUUGAACACCCCACACCCGAAAAGGGGCUCGCCUCCCACACUUUUCUCGGUGAUAGCACACAGCCAUGUUUCAUACCCUAAUGCCAGCAGGCAUCCCUAGCAGUAUCUUUCAGAAGGAGCAAAAUGGGCUCCCCAGUUGUCAGCACCCACAAGGAGCAGCUCCCAGCAGCAGUACCUGUACUUGGUAGCAUUGGUAACCUGGAUCACUUGGACAGGACACUUUGGAGGUGACAGAUUAGCACUUCCUUUUGUUUUCCAAUCACAUAGUCAGAUACCAAAGAUGAAAAUGUACCUGCGGUGGGCCUAGAGCCACUGUCCCUGGCCCCUCUCCCACCAGAAGUCAGACAGUGGAUGGUGCAGAAGGGGAGUGAAGGGCUGGCUGGCAGCACUGGAGCUUUCUCCUCCCGUCCCUGUGAGCUGUGGGUCAGAAUUCAUCCCCCUGGGGAGUCCUCCUGAAGGUAGAAAUUCAAAGUGGAAUAAAUCCACUCCAGUUCAAGCAGUGUGUGUGAGCCAGGACACACAUCUCCCAGGAUUACCCAGCAUAGCCUCGAAAUCCUCUCUUUUGAGCAGAGCAGAGACCUGCUUCAGUCUCUGCAGGCUGAAAGAAGUCAGGAAAAUAAAAUGAGGUGUUGGCCCUCCAAGGUCUCCUGGGCAGCUCAGAGAGCUGGGGACAAGGCUGGGCGCUCGGAUGAGAACUGCUGGCCACAUACACAUACAUACACAGUACUGAUCUCAUUUUCUUCUGCCACUGUUGCCACUCUCCAUUUUUGAUCGUUUCAGUGACAGGAGAAAUGGCAAUUUAAGUCUAUAAAAAUACUUGAAGGCUUAAAGAGGGUUUUUAUAUUGUCUAAAACCAAGUGACUGAGAUUGGUCAUGUCCAUCCAUUUAUAGUUUAGGCUGUCGUUUCACACAUCAUUUGCUCUUCACCCACCCUUUGUAUCAUUUCUUUACUUACCCCCGACAGUGUGGAGCACAGAAUUGAGGAACUGAUCCAGGUUAAAAUGAACCUUUUUUUUUUUCUUUUCUUGCCAGCUUUGUUUUAACCCAGUUCUAGUGGCUGCUCUGAUCUGUGACUGUCAUACAGACCCUUGUGCCAGCCAAGGGAAGGGCUGAUCCAGAAAAGACAAGUCUGGCAUAAGCUAGGUCUGCCACCGAAAGCAAUUGGGAGAUUAAUGGCCUUUGUGUCAAAGAAAAAUGAAGAAAGGAAAUCUUUGUCUCCUGCAGUGGCCCAGUUAGCAGCAAAGGUGUGGCUUCUAAAUACAGUGCUAUGGGUGUUACCCUUGCUGUGUCCCACAGGCAGUUUCUGUAACAGUCCUGAUGCUGGAAAUCAGAUGCAUCCCAUUUCUGCAGAUCCCAGAGGACACCCAUGUUACACAAAGGAGAAGGAGCAGAUUAGGAAGCGGACUUGGCUCUCAUGCAGCCACCCAGCUGUAGUGGUACAGCAGGCAAACAGUGUGCAAGGCAGCCUGCCCUUCCCACAGCUGCCUGCCGCUGUACAGGAGCACGCUCACAGCGGGUUAACAGGAAUUAUUUUGACUCUGCUGAGCUUGGACUGAGCCUUAAUAGUAGAGGCAAUAGAAAAUGGUCUAAAAUUUCAAGCAUUGAUUGUCCACUCAAUAAUCUGAUCUGUGACGUAUUCCAUAGUUCCCUGGUAAGGGGAUUUGCUUCAGAAGGAGUUCUGCUCUUCAGGAUCUGUGCUUUUAAAAAAUAUGUAUUUCCAGCUCUGGAACUGAUAAAAUGUUUUAAAAGUGAAGGUAGUACACCAAGAUAAUACACCAAGCCCCACUGUCCCUACCUGAUUCUUACUACAAUCCUAGAAGCAUCUCUAGGCUAUUACCUAUGUUUUGCCAAUUAAAAAAAAAAAAAAAAAAAAAAAUCAACUGCAGAUUGAAAGUUGGAAAAGGAAGC
Tyto alba (common barn owl) is the source of this 4573-nucleotide messenger RNA. Its product is annotated as histone H2B 5. Gene Ontology annotation, molecular function: structural constituent of chromatin; protein heterodimerization activity; DNA binding. The transcript is spliced from 2 exons. Bases 392 to 772 code for a protein of 126 amino acids. Gene Ontology annotation, cellular component: nucleosome. Lineage: Eukaryota; Metazoa; Chordata; Aves; Strigiformes; Tytonidae. The record is from RefSeq and is a predicted model, not a curated record.